CAGUGACGUCAAAACUUUGCAGGCUGACCAGCUGAACGAGAGAGAAGUGAAACGAUAGAUCAUGUACGCGAAGUUCCUGGCCGUCGCGGUUGCUCUGCUGACCGCUCCGCAACUGACGAGCGGCUCGGGUCGCAGGCCCAUCUACAACAUCUACCACAUGACGAACGCCAUCUGGCAAGUGGACGAAGGCAUGGAGCUGGGAGCCAACGCCAUCGAGUCUGACGUCACAUUCGACAGUAAUGGCACCGCGGUCUGGUUCUUCCACGGUGUACCGUGCGACUGCGCCCGUUGGUGCGAACGUCACGAAAAAGUGCCGGCGUUUCUGCAGUAUCUCCGUCGGACCACAAACGGGGGCAAAUACGAAAACAACCUGGCUCUUCUGUUUUUGGAUCUCAAGAGUACUACCCUUUACGCGGACAAAAAGCACGAUGCGGGCGUCGACGUCGCGAAUAAGCUUCUGAAUUAUCUCUGGCUUGGAGUCCCUAUCCAGAAGGCGCUGAACGUUCUCCUGUGUGUACACAGCGUGGACGAUAAGGAACUACUCUGGGGAGCGAUCACAACCAUCCUUCGCCAAAGACCCGAAAUGAUCGACAAGAUAGGGUUCGACGUUAGCAACAACGACGAUCUCGAGAAGAUCGGCAAAUUUUACCGGAAACUCGGCAUUGAAGGCCAUCGGUGGCAAGGGGACGGCAUCACGAACUGCCUUUCUUACGCACGACCGGCAGGAAGGAUGAACAGCAUCGUCAGAAACCGUGACUCUGAUGAAGAAUCGUGCUACGUCGACAAAGCUUACCAGUGGACCAUAGACAUCUGGGACCAGCUCCGUCUGUCACUCAGGAGAAACGUGGACGCUAUAAUCACGAACAUGCCGCACCGUCUGGCCAGCAUUCUCAAGGAGAGUGAGUUUCGGAACAGGUUGCGGCCAGCCAACGCCUCGGACAACCCGUGGUCACGCUACGGGUGCCGCCACGACUGCGGCAGGAAGCCUUUCAUCUCGGGCCACCUUCUCAAAGGCGCUGGCGUGCCCGAUUAACUGAUGCCUUCUGAGUGUCGGGCAGUUGCGCUGGACCAGCUAGCAACAUUAUUACGCCUUUUUCAAAUCCCGUUCUACCCAAUACCGUUUUCGGUAGGGC
Molecule: messenger RNA, 1133 nt
Organism: Rhipicephalus microplus (southern cattle tick)
Lineage: Eukaryota; Metazoa; Arthropoda; Arachnida; Ixodida; Ixodidae
Product: dermonecrotic toxin SPH
Biological process (GO): lipid metabolic process
Molecular function (GO): phosphoric diester hydrolase activity
Source: RefSeq, a predicted model, not a curated record